Molecule: messenger RNA, 728 nt
Organism: Solanum stenotomum
Lineage: Eukaryota; Viridiplantae; Streptophyta; Magnoliopsida; Solanales; Solanaceae
Product: probable LRR receptor-like serine/threonine-protein kinase At3g47570
Exons: 2
Coding region: 1-633 (210 amino acids)
Biological process (GO): protein phosphorylation
Molecular function (GO): ATP binding; protein kinase activity
Source: RefSeq, a predicted model, not a curated record
AUGCCCAAUGGAACGCUCAAUAAAUGGUUAUACUCUCACAACUUGUUCUUGGACUUACUGCAGAGACUGGAUAUAAUGUUAGAUGUUGCAUCUGCAAUGGACUAUCUCCACAACGGCUAUUCAACACCUGUGGUGCAUUGUGACUUGAAGCCAAGCAAUGUCUUGCUAGAUCAAGAUAUGGUUGGCCAUGUUAGUGAUUUUGGCAUUGCAAAAUUGUUAAGUGCAGGGGAGGCUUCUUAUGUUCAAACAAGGACAAUUGCAACCAUUGGAUAUAUUGCUCCAGAGUACGGACAAGAUGGAAUAGUAUCGACGAGCUGUGAUGUUUAUAGUUUUGGCAUCCUGAUAAUGGAAACGUUUACAAGAAUGAGGCCUAGUGAUGAAACAUUUAAUGGAGAAAUGAGCAUACAACGUUGGGUUAGUGAUUCCUUCCCAAGUGGAAUUCAUAAGGUGGUGGAUUCAAAUUUGGUAAUGCCAGGGGAAGAACAGAUCGACUUAAAGAUGCAAUGUUUGGUAUCUAUCAUGGAAUUAGCUUUGAGAUGCACUUUAGUGAAACCUGAUGCAAGAAUUAUCAUGAAAGAUGCUCUUUCGACACUUAAAAAGAUUAGGCUCCAACUUGUCAUUAGUUGCUACUAGGUGGAAUAUAGUUGUAGUAUAGCCUCUUGUAUGUUGCUUGAUUACAUAUGUUGGUCGUGUUAAGGUUAGUUCAACACAAGUACUUUAGUUUUUUC